Messenger RNA from Dermacentor silvarum, 421 nucleotides. RefSeq lists its product as uncharacterized. Bases 27 to 374 code for a protein of 115 amino acids. The record is from RefSeq and is a predicted model, not a curated record. NCBI's taxonomy places the organism in Eukaryota, Metazoa, Arthropoda, Arachnida, Ixodida, Ixodidae. The transcript has 5 exons.
CUCUCGACCGAGCGAGGGCAACGAGAAUGGUAACGAACAUGUUUUUCGCCUGCAAGAAUAAGUGGCUCGACUUGAACCUACGGCCCGCCAUUAUAAAGGAGUUCAACGUGUUCUGCAUCCUGAUACGAAUGUGCUACAGCUAUGCGGAGGACAAGACUGCGGAUGUCAAUGCCAUGAUCGCAGCAAUGCUGGACUGCAUCGACAAGCUGGCUCUUGCGGAAAUAACAAUCAAAGCGGAUUGGAUUGGGAAGUACAACUACAACCACACUGCAGUGAUGAAAUCUUACAGGAGUUGCGCCCGGCCUCACAUCCCACGAGACGUUCGCUACGUCUUGGCGAGUCUGAUGUGGAUCAAGAACCUUAUGUCCGGCUGAAAAAUAAACUACAGCAUCAGGUGAUAUGGAUUAUCAUUUGUCACUCG